Messenger RNA from Baudoinia panamericana UAMH 10762, 1557 nucleotides. RefSeq lists its product as uncharacterized. The transcript is spliced from 3 exons. Gene Ontology annotation, molecular function: iron ion binding; oxidoreductase activity, acting on paired donors, with incorporation or reduction of molecular oxygen; monooxygenase activity. The record is from RefSeq and is a predicted model, not a curated record. Lineage: Eukaryota; Fungi; Ascomycota; Dothideomycetes; Mycosphaerellales; Teratosphaeriaceae. Bases 1 to 1557 code for a protein of 518 amino acids.
AUGGCGAAGACUGCAGGCGUUUCGAGCCUACAGAGCGGCUAUGCAUGGCCUCUCGUGUUGUUCUUGCUUGUGUCGUAUGUUGGCUACCGCCUCGUGCAGCAUGUUCGGCAGCGUUUCCAACACGAACGCUUCAAGAAGGCACACGGCUGCUAUGGCCCCUCCUCGGUUAUGGCUACGGAUUACUUCGGGCUCACGUUCAUGUUCCGAGCACUCAGCGCGCACAAUAACAAGCGACUCCUAGACUUCUUCAACAGUUUGUUUCGAAAACAUGGCAGAACGUUCAUGUUUUACACCGCGAGACGCAACGUGAUCUUCACCGACGAUCCGGAGAACAUCAAGGCGCUCUUGGCGACCAAGUUCGAUGACUGGGAGAACAAGACACUUCGCCAGGAAGCCUUUGGCUCGCUGCUCGGAGAUGGCAUUUUCACGACCGACGGUGCUUUCUGGUCCCACAGUCGUGCUAUGCUCAGGCCCACCUUUGAGAAAUCUCAAAUUACUGACCUGGCUCAGUUUGAAGGUCAUGUCAACAAGCUGGUGGCUCGCAUACCCGCUGACGGCAAGACUGUCGACUUGCAGUAUCUUUUCCACUGCCUUACAAUAGACUCAUCAACCGAGCUACUCUUCGGCAGCAGCACUGACACACUCGGGGAGAAAGACGAAGAAGCCUUAGACUUCGUGAACCAUUUUGAGUACGCCAUGGUUGAUGGGGCUCUCCGCACUCGAGUCGGCAGGUUGUACAAGCUGUGGCGUCAUCCUAAAGCUGAAAAGGCCAUCAGCGAGAGCCACAAGUUCGUUGACAAGUACGUCGAGCAGGCUAUGAAAAUCAAGAACUCUACGCUGGGCUCGAUCGGUGAGAAAAAGCAUCGGCGCGAAGACGGCAAGUUCGUGUUUCUGGAUGAACUCGCCAAGCACGAAGAAGUCGACUCCACCCGAGUCCGCGACGAGUGCCUCAACAUUCUCCUAGCAGGACGCGACACGACAGCAAGUCUGCUAAGUGAGCUGUGGUUCGUUCUGGCGCGGGAGCCCGAGGUCUAUAAGAAGCUACAAGCCGAAGUCGAUGAGUUGCAUGGUGAGCUACCGACGUACGAGCAGCUGCGGAAUAUGAAGUAUCUCAAGUACUGCGCGCAAGAAACUCUACGUCUCUACCCUCCAGUCCCAAUGCUUCCGAAGCUUGCUAUCAAAGAUACCAUUCUCCCUCACGGCGGUGGCAAAGACGGCACCGAGCCUCUGUUCUGUGCCAAGGGUACGGUCGCAUCGUACAAUAUGUACAGCAUGCACCGCGAGCCCAGUAUCUUCGGCCAGGAUUCUGAAUCCUUCAACCCAGAUCGGUGGCUUGACCCCGAUCUUCGCCCAAGUUGGGGCUUCCUGCCCUUCGGUGGCGGGCCCAGAGUAUGCCUUGGGCAGCAGUAUGCGUUGACUGAGACGUACUAUGUCACCGUUCGCUUGAUGCAGAGCUUUAGGCACAUCGAAGCAAGGGACAGUGAGCCGUGGAGGGAGAAACUCGCUGUGACUCUGUGUAGCUGGAACGGGGUGAAGGUUGGUAUGUAUGUUACGUGA